AUGGAUCAAAUUGAGCACAAGUACGUGGAAGUCAACGGGCUGAAGCUUCAUGUAGCUGAGAUUGGAGGAGGAGAAGAAGGGCCAAAAGCAGUGUUGUUCUGUCAUGGGUUUCCUGAGAUCUGGUACUCUUGGCGCCACCAAAUGAUUGCUGUGGCAAAAGCUGGUUACAGAGCCAUUGCGCCGGAUUACAGAGGUUAUGGACUAUCUGAUCCUCCAAAAGAACCGGAGAAGGCCUGUUAUACUGACUUCAUCGGUGAUCUUUACUCUCUCCUUGAUGUUUUUGGAAUUUCCAAGGUAUGUCUUGUUGGUAAAGAUUUCGGGGCUCGGAUAGUUUAUCUGUUUGCGCUGAUGUAUCCUGAGAGAGUUGCUGGAGUUGUAACAUUGGGUAUACCUUUUUUGCCUCCAAAACUCCCUUCAAUGUUAGACGGCUUACCCGAGGGUUUCUACAUUGCUAGAUGGCAGGAACCUGGAAAAGCCGAAGCUGAUUUUGGUCGACUUCAUCCUAAAGCGGUUGUGCGCAACAUCUAUGUCCUCUUUUCCAGGCCUGAAAUUCCUAUAGCUGAAGAAAAUCAAGAGAUCAUGGACUUGGUCGAUUCAUCAACUCCGCUCCCCUCAUGGUUUACAGAGGAAGAUCUUGAAAACUAUGGUGCUCUAUAUGAGAAAUCUGGAUUCCAAACGGCCCUAAAAGUGCCUUACAGGACAAUGGAUGAAGAGUUCAACAUAUCAGAAGUGAAGGUUGAUGCUCCUGCAUUGCUGAUUAUGGGUGAAAAGGACUAUUUCAUCAAAUUUCCAAAUAUGGAGGGCUACAUAAGAAGUGAUCAGGCAAAAAUGUUUGUCCCUAAAUUGGAGACAGUAUUCAUCCCCGAAGGCUCCCAUUUUGUUCAGGAGCAACUUCCAGACCAAAUGAUCAAGCUGGCAAAAGAAAAAAUCUGGUACAAAAGUAUGUCGUCGACUUUCUCGUCGCAUUGUCCAUCCCUGCUGCCGAUGAUGAAGUCGACGAAAGAAACUUUUUCGACGAAAGAAGAUUUACAGAAGUGGUCAAUGGAUCAGAUUGAGCACAAAUACGUGGAGGUCAACGGGCUGAAGCUUCAUGUGGCCGAGGCUGGUGGAAGAAAUGGGACAGGAGUCGUGUUGUUCUGUCAUGGGUUUCCUGAGAUUUGGUAUUCUUGGCGCCACCAAAUGGUUGCUGUGGCAAAAUCUGGUUACAGAGCCAUUGCACCCGAUUACAGAGGUUAUGGACUAUCUGAUCCUCCAAAGGAGCCAGAGAAGGCCUCUUAUGCUGACUUCAUUAGUGAUCUCUACUGUCUCCUUGAUGUUUUUGGCAUUUCCAAGGUGUUUCUCGUUGGUAAAAGUUUCGGAGCUCGGAUAGUUUAUCUUUUUGCGAUGAUGUAUCCUGAUAGAGUUGCAGGAAUUGUGACCUUGGGUAUACCUUUUUUGCCUCCAAAACUCCCUUCAAUGUUAGAAGGCAUACCUGAAGGGGUCUACAUUGCUAGAUGGAAGGAACUGGGAAAAGCAGAAGCUGAUUUCGGUCGAUUUUCCCCAAAAGAAGUUGUGCGCAACAUCUAUGUACUCUUUUCCAGAGCUGAUAUUCCAAUAGCUGAGGAGAAUCAAGAGAUAAUGGAUUUGGUCGACUCAUCGACUCCUCUUCCCUCUUGGUUUACAGAGGAAGAUCUUGAAUACUAUGGUGCUCUUUAUGAGAAAUCUGGAUUCCAAACUUCCCUGAAAGUGCCGUAUAGGUCAAUUGAUGAAGGGUUCGAAAUAUCAGAAGUGGAGGUUGAUGCUCCAGCCCUGUUGAUUAUGGGUGAAAAAGAUUUUUACAUCAAAUUUUCAAAUUUGGAGGGUUACAUAAGAAGUGAUCAGGCAAAGAAGUUUGUUCCCAGAUUGGAGACAGUAUUCAUCCCUGAAGGUUCCCAUUUUGUUCAGGAGCAACUUCCAUACCAAGUGAAUAAGCUUAUACUCAAUUUCCUCAAGACUCAUUUUUAA
This is a messenger RNA of Oldenlandia corymbosa var. corymbosa, 1983 nucleotides long. NCBI's taxonomy places the organism in Eukaryota, Viridiplantae, Streptophyta, Magnoliopsida, Gentianales, Rubiaceae. The record is from the annotation of a GenBank genome assembly.